GUACCACGGACGAGGCACCACGGGCCCUGGACAGGGAAGAGUAUCCCGCUUGUACAAACCCCCGGACUGACCUUGACCGGCCCCCCUUUGAUUGUACUUUCUACUUCUUUCCGGUUUCGAUUCGGGCAAAUCCUGUUUCAUCAUGCUCCCGACGUGCGCAGACAUGCCAUCAGUUUGGCUCUGUAGAGCCUGCACGUUAUUACCCAAUCAUCUCGGAGAACGGACAUUUUCAACCAUUUGAUUCACUGGCUCCUAAUACCCCGAGCAAGCUGAUUGCAU
Opisthorchis viverrini is the source of this 279-nucleotide messenger RNA. RefSeq lists its product as hypothetical. The annotation marks the transcript as partial. The record is from RefSeq and is a predicted model, not a curated record. The transcript has 3 exons. NCBI's taxonomy places the organism in Eukaryota, Metazoa, Platyhelminthes, Trematoda, Opisthorchiida, Opisthorchiidae.